GUCGAUUGUAUCAAUCCAUAGCAUGCUUGAUGGCAGCGACGAGUCAAGUGAAGCCAGCGCCACCAACCACAAUUACGCCUUGUGCGUCCGCAUUGCCACACAUCUGGACUCAACCUAGUCAUGAGACACCGAUCGUCCAUCGGUUUCUCGCCACGGUCAACAAAGGCAGGGCGAUGCGCAAACAGCGAGACACACAGCCAGCAGGAUCCACGCAUGCUAUGCUCUCUGUACAGACGCUGCACGUUUCCAUGUAUCAAUAAAAGGCAAAACUCCUGUACAUCCACCCCACUUGACAAACAAAACUGUACACAUCAAACGCUCCACGCACACAUAGGUACACACACCGUCCUCUCGUCUAUCCGCCCAUGACGGGCUCGUCGAUCGACUCAGCCGGAGCCGCACCCUCAUCGUCAUCGGGUACCUUGCCGCCCUCUGCUGGUGAUGGAUCCUCCUCCUCUGCUUCACCGCUCGCGUCACCCCCGUCACCAUUCGAUGAUAAGGCGGCCAUCUGCUGCUCCUCAUGCAGCCACAGACCCUCGCAGAACUUCGCCCAUGUCUGCACAUACACAGACACAAGCCACGAAUCUCCUGCGUGUGUCUCUUUGUCUGUCUGUCUGUUUGUCUGUCUGUUGCGUACCAGUCCUCUUGGCGUGUAGAUGGAGAGGAUGCCGAUCUCGCUCACGUCAGUGAUGUUCCAGUACUCGUUGUCGUAGAAGACUGUCCUCUCUCUGUCCACCCCGCUCUUGCGCACGAUCUGGUUGAGGUGCCGCUGCUUGGAGCCCUGAUACAUCUCACGAAUCGGUGCCACGCUGGCGACGCUCUGCCCACUCGACAGCUGGUACAGCUGCAGGGCGUGCUCAGCCCAUCGCGGCGUGGUUGUCCGGGACGCAAUGGCUAUGCGGAUCUUGAGAUCGACGCAGACAUCGAGCACCCGAAUGGCGUCGGGACAAAGGCGGAACACGUUGCCGCGCCUGUCGGUGAUGGAGUCGUUGCUUCUCCGCUUGAAUGGAGGGCCCUCUGUGUAGUCGAUGUCGCCGACCCACAGCGUCUGACACACACAAUGGACACAGGCCACAGAGAUACACAUCUGUCUGCGUGCUGCUGUGUAUGUGGACCUCGUCUUACAUCAUCCAAAUCGAGGACAAUCAGCUCCGGAAGGCAAGAGAGGCUGCGAAUGCCAUGCUCGGACCUCUCUUUGUAGACAUCCUGAUUCCGCAUCAGCCGCAUCGCAGAAAGCAGGGAAAGGUUCCUAGAC
This is a messenger RNA of Vitrella brassicaformis, 1255 nucleotides long. The record is from the annotation of a GenBank genome assembly. NCBI's taxonomy places the organism in Eukaryota, Vitrellaceae.